AUGCAACAACUAAAGACAAAAAUAAAGCCUCCUUUUUUGUUAGAUGGGGUGUCAGCUGCAAGAAGAGGAAAGGUGCUUGAUUACAAGGCUGAAAAGGAUACUCAUUUAGAAUAAUACUUCUUUAAUAUGUAAAUGAGAUAACAAAUGAUGAAAAUGAAACAAGAUAGAAUGAGUUAAAGAAAUUUAGCUCAUUAACAAUCAAAGUCCUUUGAAUAAACUAUAGUAAGGAUGAAUACAUAAAGUUUAGCAUCAAUAAAAAUAAACUUAAGUAUUAAAUAAAUCCAACUCGCCCCAGCAUUAGACUAAAGUAUCCAACACUCAAAAAGUUCCUAAUGUAUCAAGAUCAUUAUCUAAAGAACACUUUGUAACAUUUCUUGAUUCUUUCAUUACGACAGUAUAGAAUGUUUAACAGUUAGUAAAUACUUAUUUUCCUUAAGAUUAAAUGGACAAUUAAAUAUCUAAAUAGCAAGAUGAAUUAAGAAAAAUUAGUUAAGCAACUGAAUAACUAAGUAGAAAAUUACGUGCAAAUUCAUUAGGAAAUAAAAAAGAAGUAGAGAAUGUAAAAACUUAAAAGAACUUUUCAAAAUUACCUUAAAUUAAGAAAAUAGAUGCUCUUGUAAGUAAGUCUUAAAGAGGAAGAGAUUAAUAAUAUAAAGUUAAUAAUUAAGUUACUAAAAAUAUUGCUAAUGUUUCAAAGACUCUAGAAAGAAAUUAAAAUAUUGAAUUAGAAGAAACAGAAAAUCAUAAUUUUCGUUUUGAACAUUAUGAAUCUGUAUAAGACAAUACAAUAAAGAAAACUAUUACUGAUAAACCUGUAGAUUAAAUCUUAAGUCAUAGAGAUCCUGAUUCCUAAUAAUCAAAUUUAUUACAAAUAAGAUCUGAUUAAACAACUUAACUUCCAUCAGUAAGAAGUUCAUAAUAAAAACCUGUUUAUUAGUAUAAGAAAUAUCAUAAAGAAAUUCAAUUAGUCUUAACUAAACCAAAAUAACAUAAAAAUGAAGUUCCAUUAAUUUAAUAAUCUCCAGAAUAAUUUAAAAGUAAAAGCGUUGGUACUAGAGAUAAUUUAUAGAAAAGUUAAUCAAAGAAUUUGUAAAAACUAGAUUUUAAAAAAAUAACUUCUAUCAAUAUUUCUAAAAUUGAAUAACAAAAAUCUAAAAAAAACUUAAAUUAUUAAGAAGUUUCAAGUAAAUAAUAAAAUACACCACCAAUUCUAAUCAAAAUUACAGAUAUUGAUAAAUAAUCUAAUGUAGAUCAACCUAAAAAUUAGGUUUAAGUUGAAGUUGUUGAGGAUGUUGUUCAAAAUUUUUCUAAUGAUUCUGGAUUAUUUUUGAUCUAAUAAUCAUAGAAUUAAGAAAAACCUCAAAUAUCAACUUAAGAUGAAGAUAAGAGUAAAUUGAAUGGAACUGCAUUCUUCAAGAUUGUAGAAGAAGAAGAAAGGAAAGAUAAUAUUGGGAAAAUGACAGAAAGUAAUGAAAUUUAAAGAUUUAAUUUAAAUGAUGAAAACAAAGAAAAAUAAUCUAAUUAUUAAGAAAUAAAAUAGGAAAAUGCUUUCAUAAAAAUGAUAUAAAAUUAAGUUACUGAGAAUGAUUAAAAACUAUUAAAAUAAUAAUAAACAAAUUAUAACACAUUUAAUGAUGUAGAAAAUGGCAGCGAAGUAUUAAUUAAAGUAGCUGAAUCAAUAGAUCCAUAAAGUGAUGAAGAUGUAGUAAAUCCACUUGAAGAUAGUGAUGAUUAAUAAAGAUAUAAUUAAGGAACCUUCUUGAUUACUACAUUAGAGUAAAAUAAUAAAUAAUAAGCUAUUUUAUAAUAGAAGGACAAUUUUGAAUAAGAAUCAUGA
Molecule: messenger RNA, 1837 nt
Organism: Paramecium pentaurelia
Lineage: Eukaryota; Ciliophora; Oligohymenophorea; Peniculida; Parameciidae
Source: the annotation of a GenBank genome assembly